AUGGGUACUGUAUACGAAGAAGAAAUGGGUACUUCAAUUCUCCUGGUCUACUGCUCGGACAACGACUCUCCGGAUAAGUUCUUCCCAGCGGAUCCACGACUGGUCCAAGCUCAUUGGGACUCACAAAAUGAGAAGAAGCCGCCGCCGACUCCACCUGCAUCGCCAGUGUCUGGAAUGGCGACUCCGUCGACCGGGUUGAUGUCGGAGGUGUGGGAGGUUGAACGCUCACUAACGCCAUCUCCGACUUUUGAUGUUCCGAUGCCCCAGAACUUGGUCAUUGAGGAGAACCGAACCAGAGAUGCCAUUGGACAACAACUCGAGCUCGCUCGUCUUCAAAUCAACCAGAAUUCAAACGAUGUUGUUAUCAACAACAAGAGAAGCGUGACGUUCUCCCUGAAACUGGAGUACAUAGAGUACCAUCAUCACGCUAAUACAUGGAAAGCAGAGCUUUUCAAUAGUGGUCUUAAGAAAAUGAAGAAAAGUAAGAAGUUGGGAAGAAACAAGAAAAUUCGACAGGGUUCCGAGUGCAGAGGAUGUCAUGAGUGUCGUAUCAGCCAAGCUACUGUGAAUAGCCAGAAUGUAUUCAGGAAGAUCGCUAAGACUGUUGGUCUCUCUUCAUCAUCCAGAACCUACUCUAGAAUCUCAUCUGUGGUCCGUCGCGUUUGCGAAUUCACUUCCCGCAUCGUCGCUUAA
Caenorhabditis remanei is the source of this 693-nucleotide messenger RNA. RefSeq lists its product as uncharacterized. Bases 1 to 693 code for a protein of 230 amino acids. The transcript has 4 exons. The record is from RefSeq and is a predicted model, not a curated record. Lineage: Eukaryota; Metazoa; Nematoda; Chromadorea; Rhabditida; Rhabditidae.